Struthio camelus australis is the source of this 6123-nucleotide messenger RNA. NCBI's taxonomy places the organism in Eukaryota, Metazoa, Chordata, Aves, Struthioniformes, Struthionidae. The record is from RefSeq and is a predicted model, not a curated record.
AGCCAGGUUCUGCAUAUGUUACAAAGACUCUGAACCAGUCCCAGCUGAGCUCAGUGUCAAAAAAACACGGCAAGCUCAUCACCUUCCUUCGUACAUUCAUGAAGUCGCGCCCAACAAAACAGAAGCUGAAGCAGCGGGGGAUCCUGAAGGAAAGGGUGUUUGGAUGUGACCUGGGAGAGCAUCUUCUCAACUCCGGCCAUGACGUUCCCCAGGUCCUCAAGAGCUGCACUGAAUUCAUUGAGAAACAUGGCAUUGUGGAUGGAAUAUACCGUCUGUCUGGGAUCGCAUCCAACAUCCAGAAACUACGCCACGAGUUUGAUUCUGAGCAGAUCCCUGACUUAACAAAGGAUAUUUACAUCCAAGAUAUCCACUGCGUGGGCUCCCUCUGCAAACUGUACUUCCGGGAACUCCCCAACCCUCUGCUUACAUAUCAACUCUACGAAAAGUUCUCAGAUGCCGUUUCUGCUGCUACGGAUGAUGAGCGGUUGGUUAAAAUUCACGAUGUCAUUCAACACCUUCCCCCUCCUCACUACAGGACACUGGAGUUCCUAAUGAGACACUUAGCUCGUCUAGCCGAUUACUGCUCCAUCACAAAUAUGCACACCAAGAACUUAGCAAUUGUCUGGGCUCCAAACCUCCUAAGAUCAAAGCAGAUAGAGUCUGCCUGCUUCAGUGGAACAGCUGCCUUCAUGGAGGUGAGAAUCCAGUCGGUAGUUGUGGAAUUCAUCUUGAAUCACGUAGACGUCCUCUUCAGUUCCAAACUCAGCUCAGUCAUACGAGAUGGAGCAGGGCACAGUUCUUUAUCACGGCCCAAGUCUCUGUUGGUGUCCUCUCCUUCCACAAAGCUGCUCACGCUGGAGGAGGCACAGGCACGGACACAAGCCCAGAUCAACUCUCCCAUCGUGGCAGACAGUAAAUACAUUGAAGUGGGAGAAGGCCCUGCAGCUUUACAGGGGAAAUUCCACACAGUCAUAGACUUUCCAUCUGAAAGAAAACGACCGCCCAAUAAGAUGAAGAAAUCGCCAGUUGGCAGCUGGCGUUCCUUCUUCAACCUAGGAAAAUCAUCCUCCGUGUCCAAACGCAAACUACAGCGCAACCCCAGUGAACCCUCAGAAAUGAAAGCCAUAGCCCUGGCAGGUGGAAGAGGAGACAGCGGGACUCUUCGCUCAGCUAAAAGCGAAGAAUCGCUUACCUCUCUGCAUGCUGUUGAUGGUGAAUCUAAACUGUUUCGACCCCGAAGACCUAGAUCCAGCAGUGAUGCGUUGUCCGCUUCCUUCAAUGGAGAGCUUUUAGGAAACAUGAAUCGCUGCAAUUCUUACGACAACCUUCCCCAUGACAAUGACAGCGACGGGGAUGAAGGGCUAAUCCACGUUCCCGCCCUUAUUUCUCCUCGAUCCGCUGAAGACGUUGACCUGAGCCCACCCGAUAUUGGAGUCGCUAGCCUGGAUUUUGACCCAAUGUCUUUUCAGUGCAGCCCACCCCAAGCAGAGUCUGAGUGCCUGGACAGCAGUACCUCCCUGAUGGAGUCAGUUGGCAUUAAUAAGGAGAAGCCGAGCCUAAUUAAGAAGGAUAUAGAAUCAGGCAGCCAGUCUCAGACACCAGGCAGUGCCACGAGCUCUGAGCCAGUGUCCCCAUUCCAGGAGAAGAUGAGUCCCUUCUUCACUCUGGACCUGAGCCCCACUGAAGAGAAGGUCUCCAAAUCCCAUGCUUUCUCACCCAAGAUAGGGCGAAAGCCCAUCAAAUCUCCACCACUGACUGCAUCGGAACCAGUCUCCUUUGCACUGCCCAGCCGCAUGUCAGAAGCUCUCGGAGGAGCACCCAUCACAUCCAGAAACUCCUCGGCUUCCAACUGGAGCAAAGGGAUUGGCAUCAGUGAAAUCACAAACAGGUCCCCAACUCAGAUGUCCUUGCCCCUGAAAAGCAGUGAAACAGGAGCAGGGGAAGGAGUCCACCAAGAGCUACAGCAUGCCCAGCUAGUGGCUGCUGGCAAACCAGAGUUGCAAGAAGAAGGGGAGAGACCAAUGUCAAGCAGUCAGAAUAAGACUGUACCCACUGGACACACACAGCCAGGAGCAGUUGCCCUCGACUCCCCCCAGGAUCCUGUUCCCGUCAGUUCUGUGUCUCUUAUCCCUCCUCCUCCUCCGAAAAACGCAGCGCGCAUGCUAGCCCUAGCGUUAGCCGAGUCCGCACAGCAAGCAUCCGCUCAGUCUCAGAAAAGGCCAGGAGAUGCUCAUUCCGAAAGCACAAGUUACGGAGAGACUGAAGCUGGUACAGCUCUAGAAAAGCUCCAUCUCUGUGCUGGUGCACCAGACAAGCUCCACCUGUAUACUGGUCUGCCUGAGAACCGACUUCACUUCCAGACUGGUGCGCCAGUAGAGCACCAGGAUUUUCAAGGUAGCAGCACACCUGGGGAGCAGAACCACCUGUCAGGUGCACCUGGAAACCGGGACCCCCCACCUCUCCACACUGGCAUGCCUGGGGACAUGCCUGGUAGCAGGGAUGCAGAGCAGGAGCAAUCCAGCUUCCAUCCUGGUAAAGUGGGGGACAAAGAUCACUUCUCCCCCCAUGCUGGGGACUGGAACCACACACAUCACCACCCAGGUGCACUGCCUGACUGGGAACCACCCACAACAGACUUGUCUGUAGAUAAGCCCCACCUCCGCACGUGCAUAUCUGUAGACAAGCACCACGUUCCAGUCUGCGCAGCUGAGGACAAGCUUCAGUCUCCUCCCAUUGUAACUGCUGGGGAGAAACCUGCCCUGGCUUCAAUGCUGUAUUUAACAACCAUCCAGACAACAGCGACUGAGCCUAACCGCGGGGCAGCGGGUCCACACCCAGCUGGUCCAUCCACAACUCAGGCAGAUGUCAUUGUUACAGCUGCUCCACGCACACUCACAGCCAGCCAGCCAGCACCAUCGCAGAGGCAAGAUCACCAGGCAGCGACGGGACAAGCGCCAGCCGCCUCUGCAAAAGCGCCGAGUAGUUCCAGUCAGAUAUGGGGCGCAACGGCGCCUGAAAAGCCACCAGAGCCUGCCCCUGUUUUUGUCUCAGAAAGCAAUUCUACCACCUGUGGCUCCUCAUCCGUGCCCACGGGCCACCAGAGCCAUUUGGAAAAGCCUCGGGAGACUACGAGGGCUCCCCCAUUGCACCUGCGGUCCGAGUCAGUCCCCGCUCACUCCUACAGCUUUACACCCCCCGUCCCGCCUGUGAGAACACUGGAGAGCAAGAUUGCUGCUGCCAUGCACUCGAGCAACACGGACGCCAUCAACAACUCCAAUUAUCACGCCUUCCUGGCUUCCUCCAUGCUGGCUUCCUCCGUGGAGGAAGCUUUGCUGCCACCACCACCUCCCCCACCUAAGCAUGCUUCCCUGCAGUCCGUGUACGUGCCGCAUCCCAAGCCAGAGAGCAUCCCCGAGUCCUCCGGGCCAGACAGCUACCUUCACCACAAGCCAGCUUCCACCCAUCAGUACAGGCCAGAGAGCGUUCCUCCUCACAUCUCCUACCACAGCAAGCCCGACCAGCACCAGUCCUACCCUCCCAGGUCAGACGCGCCCACAUCUGUGGCCACUCGCUACAACACCUACACAAGCCAAGGGAAGAGCACUUCAACUCUCCACUCCAAGCCUCGCAGUCGGACAGAGUUUGUAUCCUCCGUGAGCCCGACUGGCCUGCGUAACACCGGCUAUACGGAGGAUGUUCCGCCCUACCCCACCAUCCGAAGGGUUCAGUCACUGCACGUGCCCACCCCUGCUGCCUCCGCUAUCCGCUCCGUUCCCAUUUCACGGACUGAGGUGCCUCCGGACGAUGAGCCGGUGUACUGCCCGCGGCCCCUCUAUCAGUACAAGCCAUAUCAGCCCCCUUCCGACUACCACGUAACUCAGCUGCAGCCUUACUUUGAGAACGGGCGGGUACAUUACCGCUACAGUCCUUACUCCAGCAAUUCUGGUUCCUCCUACUACACCACUGCUGAUGGGAGCUUUUACGACUUGGACCCCUACAGUACUGUGCGGGCCAGGCCGUUUCACCCCCUGCCCAGCCGAGACUUUGCCUCCUACGCCUCCCGGCUUCAGAGCAAAGGUCUGUACCGCUAUCCUGGCUUGUCUGCCUACCCCCGGGGUGGCCUCAUCAGCCACCUGACAGGUAAAGAGCACAGCUUUAUCAGCAGAGAUGUACCUCCUGCCCCAGACAUCAAACAUAUGUACAUGUCAUUGGACCUCGAGGACAUGGAGAAGUACCGCAUGCAGUCUAUUCGCCGAGAGAGCCGCACACGCCAGAAAGUGAAAGGGCCCGUGAUGUCCCAGUACGAUAACGUGGCCCCUCUGCUGCAGGAGGAACUGGGAGGGCUGGAUGUCAUUCACUUGCGCAGCAAGUCAGAUCCUGGGAAAACUGGCCUCCUUACUGUGGCAGAAGGACAGCCACCCGCAACAGGAAGCUGCCGUGAGCCAGGCUGCAACCCAAACGAACACAGGACGCACUCGCAGCAGGAAGCAAGCCAUAGGCAGCCUUCCGAAUCCAAAAACGGGCCCCCUUAUCCCGACUACAGGCCUAAAGGCGGUCCGGAGCCUCCUGAGCCCAUCAGUUACCAGCACUCGGGUGGGAAGUACAUCCCAGCAAACCAGGAAACCCUGAGACUGAGCCACAAGGAGGUGAGGUUAGCAGAGGACCGGCCAGAUUUGGAAAGGCCUCGAGCCAGGCCGACCACUUCUGUGGAGAAACACUCCAGAGACUGCUACAAAGAAGAGGAGCACGCCGCCUCCCCCGUGGCGCCACCGCCCAAGCCCGAACGGAGCCACAGCCUCAGAGUGCAGCACCCCGAAACCAUGGAGAGGGACUCGGCCCUCCUCUACCCAUACCAAACCCUCGGGAAGCGCCAAAGCACUAUGACUGUGGUGUCCCAGUAUGAUAAUUUGGAGGAUUACCAUACCAUGCCUCAGCACCAAAGAGGGGGCUAUGUUGGAGGAGGGGGGUUUGUGCCCCCUGGGUUUUCCCAUGUGCACAGUAGGACUUAUGCCACGGCCCUGGGCCAAGGGGCCUUCCUCCCAACGGAGCUGUGUUUGCAGAGGCCUGAAACGGAGGUCCACGUUGAGUGAGCUGGUGUGGGGGGAAGGAGGGAUAGAGUCUAAGCAGCCUCUGCUGGACAGUGGACUGUUUUAUUUUUUCAGUGACAGGAAAAAAAAAAAAAAAAAAAAAAACCACACACACACCCCACACACCCUGCCCCGAUCAGCAAAGCAAACCCACCUUCAACCCCACCCCUACCAGCCCACCACUCACUGUUUUUAUGUAGUAGAGCUAUAGCUUUUUCAUGUAGCUUGAGACAACUGGAAUGAUAGGGCAGGCUGUUGGCACACAGAAAGAUUGAGAGAGAGAGAGAGAGAGAGAGAGAGAGAGAGAGAGUUGCCAGAGAGGCAGGGCAGAGAUGAAGGAGAUGCUGUUGGGGCAGAGGGGAAGAAAAAGAAGUUUUUCCUUCCCCAGAUUUGACAUAGGCAGUUACCACUGCUUCCUCACAACGCCUCCAUAGUCCUGUGCAUGAUGGACUGUGCAUGCAGCUGUUGUUGUUGUAAAUCCCACGUGUAGUAAGUUGCCCUUCCCGCUACUAGCUUCCAAGGAAGGGUCUCAGUGACGCACCUUGGAGGAACCACUGUUCUGCCCCCUUUGAGGUUAUGCAGCAAGAGUAGGCUAAAAGCUGGGGGGAAAGACUUCCCAAGUAUUUUCUCCUAGACAAAUGCCGAGGUCCUGCCUCUCCCUGGAAAAUUAUUGCUUAGGCACAGUGGAUCGCUUGAACUGCUCUGAAGUGGGUUGGAGCCUGUUUUGUCUUCACUUGGUGGAAUAGGCUUUGAAGCAAGUUUGAAAUACAGCGCGCUUCCUAAAUUGCUUGCUUAAUAAGCUGCUUCCAACUACAAGAAAUCAAAUUACUUUAAAUUUCUGUAUUGUAAGUGGAGGCCAGCUAUAGAAGCCAAGUAGGGCAGGUCUGCAUUUCUCAUUCCCAAAGAAAAACCAUACACACAGUUGGGAACAGCACACCCAUUUCAUGCCAAUUUCCUCUUUACUGCUAGGCUAUCUACAGUCCAGACGACUUAAUACCAUGUUGUGGCUGGCCAGACGGUAUCAUCACCUCUCUAC